Molecule: messenger RNA, 5380 nt
Organism: Branchiostoma floridae (Florida lancelet)
Lineage: Eukaryota; Metazoa; Chordata; Leptocardii; Amphioxiformes; Branchiostomatidae
Product: von Willebrand factor D and EGF domain-containing protein-like
Exons: 26
Coding region: 75-5177 (1700 amino acids)
Molecular function (GO): calcium ion binding
Source: RefSeq, a predicted model, not a curated record
ACUUUAUCGCGUUGGAAACUGUAAACUUUCUUCAUUUCCUCACAGACUACCGCGGGUUGGAGAAGAGCGCAACCAUGAGGCUUUCUCCCGCCGUGGCGGUUAUGCUUCUCACUGUCUUCAUGACAGAAACAUCACUAGGACAGGACCUUUGCAACAUCUCUAACAAUGACAUCUGCGACACGGCCUACAAUAACACGAUAACGGACCCAAAGCGAAGUACCGCGUUUGUUCCUGGCUCAGGCGACACCCUUCUAUGUGACAACACCUUGAUGAGGGGAUGGUACCGGUUUGAAGCCCAUAGUCAGAGCGUGCGGAUUCCAGAACAGUGCGUAGAGACCUACCAUUGUGGAACACAGGCCCCCUUGUGGCUUGACGGCCCACAUCCCAUCAACAGCCGAGUGGUACACAGAGACGUCUGCGCCAACUAUGGGGUUCCCGGGGACUGUUGCAGUGAUCGAAUUUCAAUCCGCGUUAAAAAAUGCACUGACGAUGGAGGGACCAACUUCUAUGCGUACUGCCUAUCACCGACGUCUGGGUGUAACCAAGCGUAUUGUGCAGGCAACCAAGUACCAUGUCCUGCUGGCCAAGUUUGGGGUGAUAAAUAUGGAUACUGCGUCAAUGAAGUUCCAGAGAUCACAGAGAACCCAGUCCUACAUCCGCCUGUUAUCGACAAGGACAGUUGGCGGGUCACAUUUACAUGUGAGGUCAAAUACGACAAGAACACCGAUGACGAUGCACGAUUCGCGGUCAAGUUCUUAUUCGAUCAUAUCGAAUACCGAGAGGUCAACGAGGCCACCCAGUCGCCAUUAGAUCCGACCAGAAAAACCGUAAAGCUCGAUGCGAAAUACCUUGGCGGAUUCGACAGUUGGGAAUCAAAAAUGGGGAAAACGGUUUCCUGUGUUAUGCAGUCCUUUUGGAAAGACUUUGAACAUAAGAAGAGCCGACAGUUUCACAGUAAUGGUUACUAUGCUGGCAUUAGGGCCGAUCAAACACACCUGGACAUACAAGAGGGGCAACAUGACACCCUACAGCUUUACAGCACAGUGCCUUUUAUUUGCGAUCAUAAUUCCAAUGCUCACGAAAACUGUCAUAUUGCCAUUAAGUUAGAGGCAAACAGAGAAGUCACAACUGGAGGAAAUGCCAAUAGUCAAUGCGAAACUAAACUCUAUUCCAAAAAUUGGGACCCAAUGAGACAUAGGGCUGACGCAGAGGAGAAAACCAUAUAUGCUAAGCAAGAUCUCCAAGUAGAUGGUAAUCGUGUAAAUGCAUUGGUUUUUGCACAAAUUCCACCACUAAAAUUUUGGCAUUCUACGGAUAGGGAAUUUGUCCCGAACAUGUACAGUGGCUUCACUCCAGAUGACAUUCAGGUGCGAACUAUAGAUGAGGGUGCUCCUGGCCAUUGCAAGGGGAUCACUGAUCCGCACUACACCACUUUUGAUGGCAAGUAUUACACAAUCCUAAUGCUGGGAGAAUUCGUCUUCUAUAAAAGCACCGCCAGACUCAGAAAGUUCGAGGUCCAGGUUCGUACCUGGUACUGUGGAGGUGGAACCAGAUUGGCCUGCCAUUGUGCUGUUGCUGUCCGUGAAGGAAAUGACAUUGUCAUUGUCGACCUUUGCCACGUCGGAUGGGGUAACCAUGAGCACGCCUACCCUAAGAUUACAGAAAAAACGACGGAUGGAUCUCCUUUGUCUCCAGCAGUGUCAGUGUACAGAGACCCUUCCAAUAAAAAAUUCUCGAUCCACAUGCCAUCUGCUACCACAGUUGUAGCAGAGAUAAACCAAUGGGGUAUCGAUGUUCACGCUUAUGCCCCUGCAAGAGAUCGCACACAUACCGUAGGACUAUGUGGAACUUGGGAUGGAAACAGAGGCAAUGACUUCAAACGGCCCGGUGGAUCUAUCACCAAUAACGAGAACACGUUUGGCAACAGCUGGAGAAUCCCCCACGGAACAAGCUUAUUUGAUGUUGAUUGCCCAGAUGAAGAUCUAAACGCUCCUGAUCCGGUGGAGUCUUGCACCUGUGAAGACGGUAAUAAUAUCCAUUGUGGGUAUAGCGAAACUGCUGCUCGCAACACUGCUCGUGGCAUAAAUAGGUGGACCACCGUACAGAAGUCAUCGAGAAAUAUUAUUGGUUGUCUGACAGCACGGCGCUCCAGAAGAUCCAUUCAGUCAAGCCCAUUCUACUCAGAUGACAUUGAUGAAAGUGAAGAGUACGCAUUUGACUAUGGAGACAACCAGCCGCCAUCUCCCGUCGCUCAAUGGCCAACUCCAACCCUCCAAAUCACCGAGGCAGAUGCCGUGAGACACUGUCGAGAAGCCAUCACUAACUCAUCUAUGUCAUCAGUAUGUGCCAACCUUGGCGUGGAUAUUUUUGCUCCUGUUCAAGCAUGUGUGGAGGACAUCAAGUUUACUGAAGAUUUACGCAUAGCAGCAGCUCAUGUGGACACUAUGAAAGCAGCUUGCACAGACAUCGCCUAUCAGAACGUCAGUCUGUACGAGGUUGGCGAUGACGGAGUUGCAGUUCCUCCCAUGGCUGUACGAGAGAACCUGUGUCCAGCAGACUGUAGUCAGCACGGCGACUGUGUGAACGGUAGUUGUGUCUGUUUUGAGCCGUACACAUCGGCCGACUGUUCCCUUGUGAAAGGCAGUCCACCUGUGGUCCGGUUUAUUCCCAACCACGGCCUGUGUGACAUCCGUCGGCGGCCAUGCAGGAAAACUUCUAUUAUUGCAGACGGGUUGAUUGAGUCCGAGAAUCUCACGUGCAAGAUUACGGAUGUAAAGAUAGAAAAUGGGCUCCAGACCAUCAUUUCAGGAAGUGACCAGACCACAAACGUUACGCUACGAAGUUUCAAAGAGGUUUCCUGUCAGCUGCCUCGAUCUCCGGUCCUUCAGGGCACACCAGAUGAGAUGGAGGGUACCUUGGUCUAUGGAUACCGUGUCUCUGUCAGUAAUGAUGGGGAAAACUUCAGUGACGAACUUCUAUUCACCAUCUACGACUCCGUGUGCCAGAACUGUACUUCGGGACCGCAGUGUUCCUGGAAGUUAAACACAUGCAAGAUAAGAGGCUUCUGUUUUGGUGAAGGAGAUCCGAACCCCAACAACUGGUGCCAACAGUGCCUCCCACAGCUGUCCAACCAGACAUUCAGUGAAAGGCCAGUAAACCUGCCACCAGUCAUUGUGUCGCCAACUCACAUCACCAAAGUAAACGGGGAGAAUCUAACUUCUACAGUCGUUGCCAAUGACCCAGAAAGUAGACCAGUCACUAUCUCCAUCACAUCAGCAAACAGUCAUGGCAUCACAAUAGAUGGGGAUCAGUUUCAGUGGAAGACAAAGCAUCAAGUCGGCAGUUUUGUUGAGACCGUUAAAGUGAGUGAUGAAUGUGGAGCUUUUGACGCACAGAACUUUACAUUCACCACAAUGGCCUGUCCAUGUCAGAAUAACGGCAUGUGUGUACCAGAUCCCAGCAUGCCUCGCGGCCAGGGCCACUACAUCUGUGAAUGUCCCGGAUAUACGGGUCAAUGGUGUGAACAUGAGAUUGACGAGUGUCAGUCAAACCCCUGUCACAACGGCACGUGUGUUGACUUGGUUAAUGGUUUCAACUGCACCUGUGAUGGCGAGCAUGUUGGUGUGUUCUGUCAUAUAGACCUAGACGACAAGUGCGGCCUGCAGCCAUGUUUCCCUGGUGUCCUCUGUAUCAACGUUGCCGGCGGCUUUGAGUGUGGGGACUGCCCGGAAGGGUUUACAGGAAACGGCAUCACUUGUGAAGAUGUAGACGAAUGUGCAUCGGACACCACUAAUGACUGUCUGUUUGUUUGUGAGAACACCCCGGGCUCCUACCGCGGUACCUGUUCGGCCGGAUUUAUCCUUAUCAACGACCAGUGCUUCGACAUCGACGAGUGUGCUUAUGGGCUGUCAGAGUGUUCUCAUCUCUGCAAUAACAAUGAUGGCAGCUACACCUGUGACUGCCCAGCAGGAUAUCUUCUAGGGCCUGACAACAAGCAGUGCAUAGAACUAGAUGAAUGUGCCAGUACUCCUUGUCAAAAUGGAGGCAGUUGUCAUGAUGGCAUCAACCAGUUUUCUUGCGCAUGCACAUUGGGAUGGCUUGGAACUCUCUGUGAAAGAGACAUUGACGAGUGUUUGGUGACGAACCACGGCUGUGAAAACGACUGUGAGAACACACCUGGCAGUUACACCUGCAGCUGUCCGGAAGGGUUUGAGCUGAAAGACGACAGAAGGACAUGCCAAGAUGUCGAUGAGUGUGAGACCAGCUUCCCGUGUACUCACAUCUGUAGUAACACGGAGGGAAGUUACAUCUGCAGCUGCCCAUCUGAUCUAGUCUUGCAACCGGAUGGCACUACUUGUGUCGUCCCUGCAUCUGCCGUGGCACCAGAAGAAAGUACACAAGCACAGGGAACGGCCCUGCGACCCAGUGCUAGUGUAUUGCCAGCAAACACGGAGGCUCCACAGGACUGUAUGAAGAUAGGCUGCCCUGACAAGGAUCUCCAGGAGUGCGUUGAGAUCGACGGAAACUAUGUUUGUCAGUGCAUCGAAGGAUACUACCUAGCUGAAGGUGGAACCAUCUGCAAAGUUUACGAUGCAACGAUCAUACUGACAACGAUAAAUGGCAACGAAGCGGUGUUUACUGAAGAUGGCUUGGGAACCCCUGGUUCGCAGGAGUUCCUCGACCAAGCCAUAAUGAUAAAGGAUAUGAUCAAUGCCGUGUAUGAAAGCAGUGACCUACAUGACCUAUACCGGGGCUGUAAGGUCAAUGCCUUCCGUCAGGGAAGUGUCAUCGUGGACUUCGAGGUCUUCUUUGUGGAGAAUGCCGACCUGUCUGUCUCAGAGCUAAAGGACGCCAUCUUGAACAGCCUAACCAACAACACGCUAAGUGGAGAGAAUGGCGUGGUUGUCGUCAUUCCAUCAUCGUUGGACGUUUCUCCACAAGCUACCACUGCUACCGACCAGCUGUGGUACAACAACCCCCUGUACCUCAGUCUGCUGUGUGUCGGCUGUGCUGUUGUGGCCACUGUCCUGAUAGUGGGGACUGUCUGCCUGCUGACCAGUCCCAAACGCCGCCGUAAGAUGGUCGUUAAUGACAGCAUGGUGGACAUGGACAUGGUCGAUAUGAAUGGAAAGGCUGAGGGUAUUGACGGUCCCGCUGCCGAAGAUGACAAAUACUAGACAGAAUAGUAAAGUGUGUCAUCUGUACUGAAACUGUCUUAACCCUAUCCAGACUAGGGGAGGGGGUAAAAGUGAUGCCGUAUAGCUAGCUCCCAAACGGCUUGUGUUAGAACAACCAAAGGCGGUAACUUUUCCUAGAAUAUUGUUAGCAACAAUUUACAAAUUUACACUCGGAUUUCAUCACUAUUUGGUCUUUUCUUACA